UUAAUUGCUUUUCGGUGACGCUUUAAGACGAUCUUGGAAUUGCGGUUUUGAAACUCCUUUCUUACGGUGUUGUCUACUUCCGGUUUCCGUGACGUGAAGAUAUCUCCUGUUGGGUGGCGGCCGUGAUCGCAACCUCGGGAACCUUGAACAACGUGAAGUGCGAAGCCGAGCCUGGGUUUCUGCGUAUACGCCAGAAGUGUACAUAUAAAUGGCGGCUGACGAAAAAUGGUACUUUACGAAGGAACAACUAGCAACAACCCCGAGCAGAAGAUGCGGUUUCGACGCAGAUAAAGAGCUAAGUUAUCGUCAGCAGGCAGCGAAUUUCAUACAAGACAUGGGACAACGGCUUGCUGUAUCACAGCUAUGCAUAAAUACGGCAAUAGUCUACAUGCAUCGGUUCUACGUGUUCCAUUCGCUGGCGCAGUUCCACAGGAACGCGAUAGCGGCGGCAGCCUUAUUUUUGGCAGCCAAGGUGGAAGAGCAGCCACGGAAAUUGGAAGUCGUCAUAAAGGUUGCCUACUUCUGCCUCCACAGGGAGCAGCCCGCUCUGGACACAAAGUCGGAACAAUACCUCGAACAGGCCCAGGAUCUAGUUUUCAAUGAGAAUGUGCUGCUCCAGACCCUUGGAUUCGAUGUUGCCAUCGAUCAUCCGCACACACAUGUCGUCAGGUGCUGCCAUUUAGUCAAAGCGAGCAAGGACUUGGCGCAGACUUCCUACUUCAUGGCAUCAAACAGUUUGCACCUGACCACAAUGUGUCUCCAGUAUAAGCCAACAGUCGUUGCUUGCUUUUGCAUUCAUCUCGCCUGCAAAUGGUCCAAUUGGGAGGUAAAGAUACCACAAAGCAACGAAGGAAAACAUUGGUUUUGGUACGUCGACAGGUCGGUAACAUCUGAACUGCUUCAGCAAUUGACUGCGGAGUUUCUUCACAUAUUCGACAAAUGUCCGUCGAGGCUCAAAAAGAAAAUCAUGAGCAUAUCUGCGAACCAAAGUCCAAACAUGAGCCAUCCUAGCUUGCCGAGUUCACCUUACGAUAUGGAGGCCCGCAAAAUUCAGUCCCCAGUCUCCGCCCUGGACGGAGGACCGACUUUUCAGUUGAACAGAACACAUCACGUGGAGCGUUCGGAUGACAAGAAAACUGCUUCGUCCUCGGGAAGACCGCCGGUCGAUUACCGAGAGCAUAGAGAAAAGAAGGAACGAGAACGUUUGGAACGUGAAAAGGCUGCCGCCGCGGCUCAGGGCCACUCCCAUCAUCACAAGCCAGUUCCAUCCGGUGCUCAGAUUAUGGGAAAACACUCUGUACCCCAGACGGGUCAAAAACCACACGCGCAUCACAAUCACCACCACCUCAAGCCGGGCGCUCAGCUUCCAGCACCACAGUAUCCGCCAUCCUCGAGGCAUUCCGGUUACGGUCAAACCCAGAGAGAAUCUGGCCGCGAUCCAGCGCGGCAAAGAAUGCCCAGGGAGUAUAAUUCGAGCAGCGGAACAAGCGGAGGAACAGUUUUUACUCAUGGAGGACACGGCGUACCUGUUUCCGAAAAUUCCGGGGGCUCUGCUAUGAUCGACCCGGUCUUGGGAAGAAAUGAGCAGGGAAUUACCGGCGAAACCCCCUCGCAGGAUAAACAGGGAAGUAACAAUAGCCACAGCGUUCCUCAUGCGGUUCACCAUUCGACUGACAACAAACACCUUCAGCCUGGUGGCAACGAGAAACGACAGUAUGACCCAGCGAGACACAAGCCGCCCGAUCACAGAAAAGAGGAAUCGCAAAAACUGUACGGCAAAUACGCCGGGGAAGGUUCCAGGGUCGAUAGACAGAGGAAACAGCCGGAUAUAUUGGAACAGAGGUGCGAGGAGGUGAGGAAGCUGAUCGAAAAACCUUUGCCGUUGUCUUUGACGACUCCGAAAGUCAAGGAAGAGUAUCCUGCAAAUAUGAGUACCAAGCAAUCACACCAUCACGGCAAACUGCAAAGCAAUGCCGUCAUUGUUUUGAAUCAGAUGAAAGGGCAAGCAUUUGGAGGGCGGGAAAAAUCACCCGGAAAUCCUGCGCCGGCGGCCCAACAGAUGCUCGCUAAAUCGAAGCCCAUGCAGGGACAGUAUUCCGGUCAUCAUGGCGUGGCACAGAUCAUGAAGGACGCCGUCCGAAACGGAAACGCUGGAUCAACGGGAUCGACGGCAGCGCCAAUGCCCCUCAAUAUUGACGAUAUUAAAACUGAGAAAAAACCAAGGCCUGAGGAAUUGGAACGAAUUACCGCGGCUUAUAUGUCGACUCACCAAACACCACCCGGAUCUAAACACCGAUCGCUAUUCAGCCCUGAGAAAUCAGUACCGAAUGUCAGAGAGUCGUCGAGUCAUUCCCAGAGAGCAAAACCUAAGCAGAAAACACCGCCGUCCGCUGCUAGGAACAUAAAGCAGGAACCGAUUAGUGUAAAACAAGAACCGAUCGACCUCGUAUCUCCUUUCGCCAGCCCUCCCGGAGCUCUGCAUCAUCCCGCCGAUCAUCCGGCUACGUCUUUCAAAAGAGGUGUCAACGAGCUCACUGCUAUUUCUUCGUCGCAAAAGAGACAUAGAGCGUCGUCUGUGUGCGAGCCGGAACAACCGCCUAGGAUUAAAAUCGAGGACGCAGGUGGACUCGACGCUAUGAAAAGCCUUGGAAGGAUCCCAGAACUGAUACAGCCUAUUAGAGACAACUCAACUCCGUCGAACGGUAAGAGUGCCUCUGUUGCGAGUGAUUUGAAGCCUCCAGAACUGAUAAAACCCUUCGAGCCGGAACCGCAGAGCACCGCUAACGCGACGAAUACGUCCUCCCUGAUGACCCAAGGCUCUGCCAUGAUUCAGCAGCCGCUCUCCAAUGGGUAUGAUCCGUCCAGAUUGAUCCGGCAAGAUCUUAACGAGAAGCGGGAACUCGAGAACCUCGAAUGUCUGUCACCGUUGAAGUCCGCGCGAAGCAUAAGCGCUCUGCUUCAAGAAAAUACAGUACCGCCGAUACCCUCCAUGCUUCAACAGCAAAUGCAGCAGCAGCAGCAAUUACAGCAGCAGCAGCAGCAGUCGAUCGAGGCUCCAUCGAUCGAAAGGAUUUCCGAAGCGCCUGCGGGAGCCUCUGCAACGGUGCAAAGUGCUCAAGUACCCGUAACGCAACCUGUCGCAACAGCACCAGAAGAGAAAAGGUCCGAGCAUCAUAAAAGUGAAAAAAAGAAGAAGAAAGAAAAGCACAAACACAAGGACAAGGACAAGGGCAAAGAGGAGCGGAAACACAAGCACAAACAUAAAGAUCGCGAAAAGGAGAAACACCACAGGGACAAAGACAGGAGCGGUGAAGAUCCGUCGACGAAUCCUCCCACUUCCGGCUCGACGACCAUACCCAUUAAAAUCACCAUACCGAAAGAUAAGAUAAACCUCGGAGGCGGUGGGGAUGCCAGUUUGACGCACACACCCUCCGAAGGCUCCAGCCUUAAGAUAAAGAUACCAAAGGAGCGUCUUAAGGGGGGAGAAAAUACCGGGGGCGGUGAACCUCAGGUCCAGGCGCCCCUCAAAAUUAAGAUACGGACGGGACCCGGGAUUGGGAAUAAUAGCAACGAGGGGAGGAAAAGAGAACGCGAUUCUGAUGUUGCUAGUCCAACGACAGGCGGUGCGCCGCCAUCCAAGAAACACUCACAGGCCGUGAUGAGCGGCCCGACGAUGAUCCUCAACGCCGGAAACUACCAGCAGCAGCAGCGUCAGCAGGGACUCGGCGAAAGGCAGCAAAAUGGCCGGCACUACACGGGCGGAAACACUGCCGGAAACAAUAAGGAAAAGCAUUCGUCGUCCUCCUCCUCAUCUUCCUACUACAAGACUUCGAGCAAGUCCUCUACGCAGCACUCGUCCCAUCCGACGUAGUAACAACGAUUUAUACAAAUGUUUAUAUAGCAAAUUUUCAUCCCUGUCUAUAUUUCCUAUAUUACAAACACACAUACAGACACAUACACACAUUCUCUCUCUUUCUCUCUCUCUUUCUUUCUCAGAUUCACUUUCGUAAAACAAGCCGAAGUUGAAAAGAGCAAAAA
Messenger RNA from Diprion similis, 4038 nucleotides. RefSeq names its product cyclin-T. Gene Ontology annotation, cellular component: nucleus; cyclin/CDK positive transcription elongation factor complex. Bases 209 to 3871 code for a protein of 1220 amino acids. Gene Ontology annotation, biological process: positive regulation of DNA-templated transcription, elongation; regulation of transcription by RNA polymerase II. Gene Ontology annotation, molecular function: cyclin-dependent protein serine/threonine kinase activator activity. Lineage: Eukaryota; Metazoa; Arthropoda; Insecta; Hymenoptera; Diprionidae. The record is from RefSeq and is a predicted model, not a curated record. The transcript is spliced from 8 exons.